Sardina pilchardus (European sardine) is the source of this 2652-nucleotide messenger RNA. It is a transcript of the gene gnb1l, whose product is annotated as guanine nucleotide binding protein (G protein), beta polypeptide 1-like. The transcript is spliced from 7 exons. Lineage: Eukaryota; Metazoa; Chordata; Actinopteri; Clupeiformes; Clupeidae. Bases 731 to 1708 code for a protein of 325 amino acids. The record is from RefSeq and is a predicted model, not a curated record. Gene Ontology annotation, molecular function: protein binding.
UGCCCUUAACUAUGUGUGCUUAUUCGUCUUCCUGUCAAGGCAUGUGUUUUCGUCUGACCCUCUGGCAGUAAGCUUUCCCUGUAGUUGGAUACACUUAACGUUGCGGAAAGGAUGUUAUCAAGGAAGAGAAUUGGUCAUGUUGUGUGGAGUCCAGUUAUGUAGUGUUACUUCUGAGCUAGUGCGAUAGCGAUUAAGUAGUUUCCCAGAAGACCUAUUGUUUGCCAAAUGUAAACACUAGUAGCAUGCUUUGCCCAUCUCAGUUAGCAUUUGUUUAGAUAGAAGAUCAACGUUAUUAGAUGCAGAAACGUGGCAUCAGCAGUGGUCUACGUCACAUUCAAUACAGUUGGAGUUUGGUCCAUGUAUUGUAUUUCAUUACUCAUAAUUUUCGUGGUACCAAGGGUACCUCGGGCUGUCAAAUAGACUAGCCUCCUCCGGCUUCAGGUGUUAGGUAAAGCACCAAGGGAAGGAAACUGGCGUAGAUGCUAACAGAUAAGGGACAGGUAGCUUUUGGUCCUCUUUGUUAGUAAUCACCGGUAAGCCCCCGCUAGAUCAGGGUGAAGUGACAAAGUGCUCCAUCAGUGAACUUCUCUGACAGACGCUCUGCAUUCAGCCCUUAUCUUUGGCGGCCCAACUCCGCAUUCACGCCAUUGACAGGAACAAUACAGCCUCUUCCCCCCUCUGACAGUGCUGAGCAAAUGACGUUUGGGUGGGGUCGUCAGUGGGUGCGUUCAUGAUGGCCAGACCUCCGCCGGACCCCCAGUACAUCCUGAGGGGGGUGGGGGCCGCCGUGAACACACUCCACUUCAGCUGCGACAGGCCGGACCCCCCUCUUCUGUUCUCUGGCUCAACAAAAGGGGCUGUCCACAUAUGGAACCUGAACACAAGAAGGCCUGAGAAAGUUCUAGAAGGCCACAGGGGCUCCUCCGUCAUCUGGGUGAGCACUCUGAGCAGAGAAACUGUCCUCAGCCAGGGCAGGGACAUGCGCGUGUGCCUGUGGCCGCUGUCUGAGGGCCGCGGCGGCGAGGCCGGCGACUCCCUCCACACGGGCAGCGUGGGCUUCUGCCAGUGCUCUCUGCUGAUCAGGGGGCCCGACAGCAGCCUGCUGGCAUACGCCUCGGAGCAGAUGGAGGAGGUGAAGGUCAUGGAGUUACCAAGCAAGGUGCCAGUUUGCUCCCUGAAACCAGACAAGAAGCUGGGCAUGGUUAUGUGCCUGAAGAUAUGGCAGCCAGAUGCCGGUGAGGGUCCUCGGCUGGUGGCGGGGUAUGAGGACGGCUCGGUCUUGCUGUGGGACGUGACCCAGGGGCGUCUCCUCGGCAGCCUGAGUGCCCACCCGGAGCCCGUCAUGUGCCUGGACUUUGACCCCGGCCGCCGGCGCGGCGUCUCGGGCUCUGCCGAGAACGCCAUCCGCUCCUGGACGCUGGACGGACAACAGAACCUACAGCAGCAGGAGUCUGUGGAACUGCUCAACCCCGGGAUCUCUCAGCUGCGGAUCCGCGGGGACGGCAAGAUCCUGGCCGUGGCCGGCUGGGACCACCGGAUCCGCGUGUUUGGCUGGAAGAGGCUGAAACCGCUCGCUGUGCUCAAGUGCCACACGGACAUGAUGCUGAGCGUGGCCUUCUCUGACCAUGCUGACCCUACCAAGAGACUGAUGGCAGCGGGCUCCAAAGACCAGCGCAUCAGCGUCUGGUCCAUAUACAACCAGAACUAAGCCAAGUACAUCACAAGCAAAGUGCAUCCGUUUGCGUCAGUGAGACUAGCAGAGAGACAAGCACAGACAAAUCUCAUCAGCUUGCAUCAAUGAGUCUACUUUUUUUUGUUGACCAGCUUUACUACUUUUCGAAGCAUCGUUGUAAUUUUCCUUUUUUAUCAAUGACGGCUCUCUUUUUUUUUUUAGCAGCUCAUACUGAAUAAUCUCUUGUUUUUGGACGCCAGAUGUAACACUCCCAUUCGCUGAUUAUCACAGACCUCUCGGGGAACACGCUCCAGGGUGAUGUCAGCCAUCCAAGAACAAGCACUAAAUACGUAAAAAUUAUACCCCUGCACUCUCCUGCAAUCUACCAUGUUAAAAACAGAUGCUGCGCUAGUGGAAAUGUUACAUAUUUUAAUCUGUCUGCUGCAAAGCAUUUCUCUUUCUUUUUUCCUCCUCCCGUGCUCAACGCUGUUUGCUUUUUCUGCUCCAAGAUUUGCUUUAGCAGGCUUGAAGUUGCACCUGAGUUCCAAGGGUAUUGCAGCGUUUCCCAACCCCCCACUCCAGCCCAGAUCCAGCCCCUCAGUUUACCAUUGCCCUCGAGUCUGACCCAGCCUGCAUUCAUCACACAAGGUUAAUCACUGGUCUACGGACAGCAGAGACAAGGCUGUUUGUUAGCAAGAUUCAUUGGAGGAGUUUACCUUUAGUUUCCCCUCCUGUUAGGAAGACAGUCUUUUCUCUGUGUUGUAGUAGAAACCACGCCUGGGUUUCUAACUUGUGGUUCCUGCGGCAAAAAUGGUCCAAACAAACAGCGUAGAGUUGUUUGACUUCAUCUGUUGUCUUCAGUGAUUAUUAAAACAUCAUAGCUGCUCUUGUUUUCUUAACUUUUUGGACAUGUAAAUGUAUUUACUUCCACUGUCCAAAACAGUUAUGCAAGGUGUAAAUUAAAACUUGACAACAAAUAA